Beta vulgaris subsp. vulgaris (sugar beet) is the source of this 654-nucleotide messenger RNA. RefSeq lists its product as uncharacterized. The transcript is spliced from 2 exons. The record is from RefSeq and is a predicted model, not a curated record. NCBI's taxonomy places the organism in Eukaryota, Viridiplantae, Streptophyta, Magnoliopsida, Caryophyllales, Amaranthaceae. The coding region runs from base 1 to 654 and encodes 217 amino acids.
AUGAAGACCCCUUACAAGAAUAGGGAGAAGAGCAAGUACUUCCAUUUUCACAAGGACUAUGGUCAUGAGACCAAUGAAUGUAAACACCUUAAGAGGGAAUUAGAGGAUUUAGCUCGAAAAAGAAAGAUGAACUCAUACUUAACCAAAGGGGGGAAGAAGUUUCAUAAGAGAAAAGAUAGAGGAUAUGCAGCUGGAGGACCAACUGAUAGGUGGCACAAAAACUAUUUUAGGGAGCUCGCCCAAAUUUUGUUGACUGAUCAGACAAAGGCCGAUCCCUUCCCAAAAGUAGUAGCUAGUGAACAAGAUCGGGGAAAGCUAAGAACCCCUCAUGAUGAUCCCUUGGUUGUGGAGUUGAAGAUAACAAGCUUGAGAGUAAGAAGGAUUCUAAUUGACAUCGGAAGCUCGACAAACAUCAUUAGUGCAGAUUGCUUGUCUAAGCUGAAGUUCGAUGAGAAAAACUUGGUUCUUGUCCACCAUCCAAUCAUUGGGUCUGGCUAUGGAGACACGGCUUAUAAUGUCAUUCUUAGACAACCAACUCUGAAUCAUGUUAAGGCUGUGAUAGUAACUCACCUGUUGCUUAUGAAGUUUGAAUGUGAUGGUGGGCAAAUUAGCUCUUGUAUGGAGACCAGCAAGCAGCUAGGGAAUGUUACUUAA